Molecule: messenger RNA, 1440 nt
Organism: Blepharisma stoltei
Lineage: Eukaryota; Ciliophora; Heterotrichea; Heterotrichida; Blepharismidae
Source: the annotation of a GenBank genome assembly
AUGAACAACAAAAUUACUUUUCUGAGUGCAAUUGUCAUAGCAAUUGUUGGGAUUGCUGUCUCUAAACUUCAUAGCGAAAAUAUAAAUAUUGUAAACAACUCAGAUUCUCAACUAUCUCUCGAAAUCCUCCGCAAGGCAGCAUGCGAUUCUGACCUCUUAAGUUAUAGUGACACUCGCUGCCAAACUUUCCACUCUCCAAAUGAAAAUAACUGCCAAGUAGCUGUAAGCUUUGCAUCUAUGAUUGAUUUAAGAGUUCGCUUAAGUGAAGUCGUCAAAUUUCUAAAUCCUCCUCAGCAAGCAAAAUAUCACACUGCAAUAGCAAACAAACAAGAGUUUGUGGAGACAUUAGCGAGUUGCUUUUCUGAUGGUACUGCUGCAGAGUUCCGAGUAGACAAAGCAACUUAUGAUGAAAUCCUAGGAAUUAUCGACAAAGUUCAUUCACAUAGGAAUUUAGGAGGGAAUGCAAUGAUGAUGGCUAUUAGAUUGGCUCAAGAAGGCUGCAAAACCUUUAUAUCAAGUCCAUUGACUGCAGAAAUGACGAAUUAUUUCCAUUCAAGGCUGAUACCGCUAAAUGACCUCAUUGAAGUGUCUGAUUAUCAUAUUGUGUUUGAAUAUGCUGAAGGAGAAACAUGGGGGAAAUUUACAGCCCCACGCAGUAAUAGAUUUUAUGCAAACCAUGAUAUUGAAAAUACUCAUCCAAAAGCUUUCUCUGGGCUGGAAAAUCUAGGAGCAAAGGUAAAUUUGGUGGCAAUUGGAGGACUACAGCUAAUCCAAGGCUCGGAGCAUGAAAAAGAGUUCAUUAAAAGCAUGAUAAAAGUGAUUGAUAAACUUAAUAGCCAGAAAGUUAAGAUACAUGUGGAAAUGGGAGACUUUCAUAACAACCAGUUCUAUGAAGAGCUUCAAAAAAUCUUCAUCAAGGCUGAUUCAAUUGGACUAAAUGAACAGGAACUAGGGAAGCUGCUGAGCUAUUUAACUGGAGAGAAAUUCAGAGGAUACCCAUCAAAAGCGACUUUAGAAGUAUAUUUGCCGGAUCUUGAACGACUGAUUAUAGUAUUAAAGCAAAAAGGCUUUCAAACCAACAGAAUUCACUUGCACACCGUUUACUCCCAGGUAGUUUGCUCAACUUCAGAUUGGUCAGAACCUCUCAUUUCUGCAGCAAGAUCAGCUCUUCUUUCAGGUCAAUAUGCCUGCAACACAACAGACAUCCAGCUUUCCACAGUCAAGUUCUUCAAAGGCUCAGUUUCCAUCCACUCAGAAAACAAGCAGCAAACAGCAGAAUUUGGAGCUGGAAAAGUAACUCACUGCUGAAACCCAAUCGGCGAAAUGAGAUGCUGUUUAGCCCUAGUUCCUACCUGCACUAAGGUUGUCCAAGUUACCGCUCUCGGUGACAACAUCUCCGCCACUGGUUUGGCUUAUCACAACAUCAUCAACCAAGUCUAA